Harmonia axyridis is the source of this 4861-nucleotide messenger RNA. RefSeq names its product protein O-mannosyl-transferase Tmtc3-like. Gene Ontology annotation, cellular component: endoplasmic reticulum. Lineage: Eukaryota; Metazoa; Arthropoda; Insecta; Coleoptera; Coccinellidae. The coding region runs from base 363 to 3143 and encodes 926 amino acids. The transcript has 10 exons. Gene Ontology annotation, molecular function: protein binding; mannosyltransferase activity. Gene Ontology annotation, biological process: protein O-linked glycosylation via mannose. The record is from RefSeq and is a predicted model, not a curated record.
GACGAUUUGGCCGGCAGUAUCGCUUCUGAAGCUGGACCGAUUGCAAGCAGACGAUGGGUUUUCGUAGAAGUUGAAUUAUCAAGUGUUUCAACGUUACGUCUGACAGUUCGCCGAAUUGUACCGGUCAAAAUGGACUAGGAUAAUUCUGUGGUUGUGUAUCAACAACUAUCUACGCAAAAUUACAGGUUAUGCAGUAUUAAAACCAGUUUUCGUGUAUCUGUGUUGACAAUUUUACCUGAAUCUUACUAACAUAUUGUAUCAACAAACACAAACUUAAAAUUCUCGGUGUGGUAGGUUAAGGAUCUACAGUUUGUUGAUUAAAUAUAGUCAAUUCUUGAUGUGAAUAGAAGAAAACAGUGAAAAUGGCUCUAAAACACGUUUUAAGUGGUGUGAUAAUAUUGACUUGUCUUCUAUGUUAUUAUAACAGUUCUUAUUGCGGUUUUGUGUUUGACGAUAUCAGUGCAAUUAAAGACAAUAGAGAUCUUCGUCCUCAUUCACCACUGGUCAACAUAUUUUUCAAUGAUUUCUGGGGAACUCCUAUGCAUAAGGAACAAAGCCACAAGUCAUACCGGCCAUUGUGCGUUCUGACAUUCAGGUGGAAUUAUAUGUUGUGGCAGUUGGAGCCUAUGGGAUAUCAUUUGGUGAACAUGCUACUUCACUCAGUUGUCUGCGUCAUGUAUUUCAGGAUGUGCUCCAUGUUUCUUCCUGAGAUUGCAAGUUUCGUGGCAGCCAUGUUGUUUUCAGUUCAUCCUAUUCACACAGAAGCGGUGACUGGAGUUGUUGGAAGAGCUGAAACUUUAUCAUCAGUCUUCUUUCUGGCUGCCUUUUUACUAUAUACUAAGGCCUCUCGACGGAAAAAUCAAACAGCUUGGAAAUAUCUCCUCAUAUCCAUGUUUUCCAUGGCCAUUGCGAUGCUAUGCAAAGAACAAGGGAUUACUGUAGCCGGCAUUUGUAUUUCCUACGAAGUUUUCAUCUCACAAAAAGUGAAAUUGCAACAGAUAAAGUACUUUCUCAAAUCGGCACUAUCCUCAAAAUCAUCGUACCAAUUGCCAUGGUCGAACAAUGCUACAAAAAGAAUCAUUGUCUUAGUAACCUCGACUGUGUGUCUACUGCUGUUCAGACUGCAGAUAAUGGGUUCACAGUUGCCAGUUUUCACGAGAUUCGAUAAUCCAGCUUCAGUAGCUCCAACCCCAACCAAGCAACUAACCUAUAACUAUUUAUUGAGUGUGAACCUUUGGCUUCUUCUGUUUCCUUGUAACCUGUGUUGCGAUUGGACCAUGGGGACAAUACCUCUCGUGGAAACAUUCUUGGAUCUAAGGAAUCUAGCUACAAUCUGCACCUAUGCGUUUUUUGGUUUGAUGGCAUUCAUUGCGUUUACAACGAAUAAUACAAAACAGCGUGUCGUCAUCCUAAUGGGCUUGUCAUUAAUGGUGUUUCCAUUCCUGCCAGCGUCUAAUCUCUUCUUUCCCGUGGGAUUCGUGGUAGCGGAAAGAGUCUUAUACAUGCCUUCUAUGGGAUUCUGUUUGCUGGUGGCUUACGGUUGGAGCCUAAUGCACGAAAAGCUCAGUAAGAAAAUCAGCUGGGGACUGAUUUCACUCCUCAUAAUCGCCCACGCUUCCAAGACCUAUCUCCGGAACUGGGACUGGGAAGAUGAAUACAGCGUGUUCAUGUCGGGAUUACGUGUGAACCAAAGGAACGCCAAGCUGUUCAAUAACGUGGGCCACGCACUAGAGAGCCAGGGGAAGUAUCAGGAGGCUUUGAUAUUCUUCAAGACGGCGGUUACGGUGCAAGAGGACGAUGUAGGAGCGCACAUAAACGUCGGACGAACGUACAACCAUCUGAAAAUGUUCAAAGAGGCGGAAGAGGCUUAUCUGCGAGCGAAAUCCCUGCUACCCAAAGCGAAACCCGGGGAGUCCUACCAGGCGAGGAUAGCUCCGAAUCACCUGAACGUUUUCGUCAAUUUGGCCAAUUUGAUAUCGAAGAAUUCGACGCGGCUGGAGGAGGCAGACAUGCUGUAUCGUCAGGCUAUAAGUAUGCGGGCGGAUUACACCCAGGCUUAUAUAAACAGAGGCGACAUCUUAAUCAAACUGAACAGGACUAAGGAGGCGCAGGAAGUAUACGAAAGGGCUCUGCUUUACGACAGCAGUAAUCCUGAUAUAUAUUACAACCUUGGAGUCGUCUUUCUGGAGCAAGGGAAAGCAUCACAAGCUUUGGCUUAUUUAGAUAAGGCCCUUGAAUUCGAUCCAGACCAUGAACAGGCUCUGAUGAACUCGGCGAUAUUAUUACAAGAGUUUGGCAUUCCGGAGUUUCGCAAGAUAGCAAGAGAACGCCUACUCAAACUACUCGACAAAGACCCCACAAGCGAAAGGGUUCAUUUCAAUUUAGGAAUGCUGGCCAUGGACGAAAAGAACAUCGAGGAAGCUGAGCAUUGGUUCCGUAAAGCCGUACAUCUGAAAGCGGAUUUCAGAAGUGCCCUGUUUAAUUUGGCUUUGUUACUGGCAGACGAUCAAAGGCCUCUAGAAGCCGCCCCCUUUUUGAAUCAACUUGUCAAAUAUCAUCCGGACCACGUCAAGGGUUUUAUACUGCUCGGUGACAUUUACAUCAAUAACAUCAAAGAUCUGGAUGCAGCAGAAAAUUGCUACAGGAGAAUACUAGAAAUUGACCCUGAAAAUAUCCAAGGACUUCACAACCUUUGUGUGGUACAUGUAGAAAGGGGUAAACUGUUGGAAGCAGUGGCCUGUCUUCAAAAAGCUCACGAAUUGGCCCCUGAAGAAGAAUAUGUCCUGAGACAUCUACAAAUUGUGCAGAAUAAAGUAAUAAAGUUGAAACUCAACCCUAAUAAGGUGGUCGAGUCAUAUGAACUCAAUAGAGAAGAGAGUAGAGUUGUGUCCAACAAAAUAGUAGAUAGUUCCGAAAAAAGAACUCAAACAGUGGUUACUGGUGAUUCAGAAGAGCAGAGAUAUAGUAGUAGAGUGGUCAACACUGAACCUCUUUUCGUUCAGAAUGUCCAGCAUAUUACAAGUGUCAAUGAUAACCUACCUUUCAAUGAUUUGAUUAGUGAUAAAAAUGAACAAAACACUAGCAGAUGGCGUGACAGAAAGCUAGCUAAUAAUGACGACGACCCUUCUUCUGGCAUGUCUUAGUUUUGUUCUUUUCCUUGUUUCAUUAUUUUUCAAGAGAAUUUUCAAUUUAUAUUUCUAUUCGAAGUACUUUUUAUACGAGCCAUUAGAUGUAGUAUGAAUUCUGUGAUACCCAGAAUAAAAUAUGGUUUUUCCCAUUUUAUUCUUGAGGAUUAGGUAGUGUUUUUUUCAAAUAUUCUAUUUAUCAUCUUAAGGACAUUUUAUAUUUCUUGGUUGACUCAUUCGACGAAUUUUUUUAUUUCAAAUUAUUGAUCUCAGCUAACGAUAUUUCCAUGUAAGAGUGAAAUUUCCUAUCCCCUUAGAUUCACUGUUAAUCAUGGCUCAAUAAUUGGUUUCACAAUACAUUCAAGAACACUGAAGUGCCAAUAACUCACUGCUUGGAGGCUCUAUAGAGCUUCAAAAUGAGUAAGUUGGAUAUUUGACUAAGAAUAUCAAUUCCACAUAUAGACUACUCGUUGUCUUUGAAAACUACAAAUUUAGAAAAUUUUCCUGUCAUAAUUAAAUAAAAUAAUUUAAUUUAUUUCGAAUAUGUUAAUAAUAGUUGUAGUCAUAAGUUAUUCUAUCAAGCCUUGAAAGGUCAACUAUACAACUUACGAUAUUUUUAACAAUUGCCGAAACCAAAAAAAAGUUGAAAACGAGUAUUUAUCGUUAUUUUAUUGUCAAUUCAUAGGAUAUUCACACGGAAGGAAUUGAAAUUCGGUUUCCUUGAAAAGACUGGAAAGACUAAAUCUUCCCUUGGUCAGAACUAAUAACAUUCUGGUAAAGAAUGCCGACCAAGGAAAGAUUUGAGUCAAAUUCUGAAAUACGAAAAUAUUCAAAUAUCUGAUCUAUAUUGAGUGGUUAUGUUGGAAGUAGUUUCGAAAGCAAAGUCCGUGAUUGAGUCAACUGUAUUUUCUCUGAAAUUAUUGUGAUGUAGAUUGUGAUUCUAAAAUUGGUAGUUUUAUGAUAAGUGAAAUAUUUAUUUUGAAAUUAUUCGAUGUAUUUCAAUUCUUCCUCAACAUUCCUCUUUUGUGAUGUCUCAUCGGUAUUUAAGUAACUGAAUAGUGAGUACUUAAACUUCAUAUGAUACUAACUGAAUGUAAUUAUUAAAUAGAUGUUUUAGUGUAUGGCUACCCAGCCAAUAGUCUAGCUAAGUCCACGUGGCCAAAUAUUUACGACAUACAUAUUUAGAAUUUCAAAAAACUUCAACGCCAUUUGUGGAUAAUAGAUCCUGACAGCUGAGAAAAUAUUUUUUUUUCUUAUUACGUAAAGGUGCCUUCGAAUAUAACUCUAUUGAUAAGGCAGAUAAUUUUGUAAUAUAGGAUAUAAAUAUUUUUCUAUGUUACUAAUGUUCACGAAAUUGUAUAAAUCUAUGUUAAUGAAGAAGAGAUUGACAAAAUUAUUCGACUGACUAUUUUCAACUCUCAUUACAUGAAUGAGAUUAAGGGAAGUGUGUUUCUUUGAUAAAACUUCGAAGCAAAUUGUAUUAAGGAUUGGGUAAUAUGCCCUUGACUUUGAAUUGUUGUAUUUUUGAUGAUUGGGCAAUUAUCAAAUGAUCUUGAAUGUUAUAUUCAACACCAAUAAAAAUAAACAGAGGAAAUAGUUAUGUAUACAAACUAAUCUGACAAUCUAUUAUUUUUACUUUCACCCCGAAGAAUGAAACUGUCGUAGAAAAGAAUUAUAUCGAUAAAAUGAUUACUGAUACUGUAUUCCUAUCGUUGUAAUAAAAUGUGUUUCCCAAA